Messenger RNA from Cucurbita moschata (crookneck pumpkin), 2389 nucleotides. Its product is annotated as phosphoenolpyruvate carboxykinase (ATP)-like. Bases 203 to 2179 code for a protein of 658 amino acids. Gene Ontology annotation, cellular component: cytosol. Gene Ontology annotation, biological process: gluconeogenesis. The record is from RefSeq and is a predicted model, not a curated record. The transcript has 13 exons. Gene Ontology annotation, molecular function: phosphoenolpyruvate carboxykinase (ATP) activity; ATP binding. Lineage: Eukaryota; Viridiplantae; Streptophyta; Magnoliopsida; Cucurbitales; Cucurbitaceae.
UCUUCACAUCCGAUUCGAUUUCGUGUUGCUUCUUCUCUUCAGGCUCUCCCCGCUUUGAUGGUUGAAUCCAUCGCUUUCUUCUCCCAUUGUCUUUUGCUCCAGAAUUAGCUUCUCGCUUCUUUUUUCUUUCUUCGACAUUUUCGGUUCUCGAGCUUCUGGUUCAUCGAUAUCUCUUUGAUCUUUUCUUUUCUGUUGAGGAGAAAUGGCGGCAAACGGGAACGCAGAGUUCAGUUUCGCGAAGCAUGGAUCGGCGAGAAAUGGUCUGUCGAAAAUUCAGACGCAGAAGAACGGGAUCUGUCACGACGACAGUGCGCCGCCUGUUAAGGCGCAGACCAUUGAUGAACUGCACUCGCUGCAGAGGAAGAAAUCGGCCCCAACUACUCCCAUUAAAGGCACCGAAGGAGCCUUCGCUGCGCUCUCUGAAGAGGAGAGGCAGAAGCAGCAACUUCAAUCCAUCAGCGCUUCAUUGGCAUCAUUGACAAGAGAAACCGGGCCAAAAUUGGUGAAAGGGGAUCCGGCGAGGAAAUCAGAAACCGCCAAAGGCCAUGCGGUGCACCACCACUACCAUGCGCCGACAAUAAGCGUUAGCGACAGCUCCCUGAAGUUCACCCAUGUUCUUUACAAUCUCUCCCCAGCAGAACUUUACGAGCAGGCGAUAAAGUAUGAGAAAGGGUCAUUCAUCACGUCGACCGGUGCGUUGGCGACUCUUUCUGGUGCGAAAACCGGCCGAUCUCCGAGAGAUAAAAGAGUUGUCAGAGAUGAAACCACCGAGGAUGAUCUUUGGUGGGGAAAGGGUUCCCCGAACAUUGAAAUGGACGAGCAUACUUUCAUGGUUAACAGAGAAAGGGCUGUUGAUUACCUCAACUCAUUGGACAAGGUGUUUGUGAAUGACCAGUUCUUGAAUUGGGACCCGGAGAACAGAAUCAAAGUUCGUAUCGUCUCUGCAAGAGCCUACCAUUCACUGUUUAUGCACAACAUGUGUAUCCGACCCUCUCCUGAAGAGCUGGAGAAUUUCGGUACUCCGGACUUCACUAUUUACAAUGCUGGGCAAUUCCCGUGUAAUCGUUACACUCACUACAUGACAUCCUCUACUAGCAUAGAUAUUAAUCUUUCUAGGAGGGAAAUGGUCAUCCUCGGCACUCAAUACGCCGGGGAAAUGAAGAAAGGUUUAUUCAGUGUUAUGCAUUAUCUGAUGCCUAAGCGUCAAAUCCUCUCCUUACAUUCUGGCUGCAACAUGGGAAAAGAUGGAGAUGUUGCCCUCUUCUUUGGACUCUCAGGUACUGGAAAGACGACAUUGUCGACCGAUCAUAAUAGGUAUCUGAUUGGGGAUGAUGAACAUUGUUGGAGUGAUAAUGGUGUGUCGAAUAUUGAAGGAGGUUGCUAUGCCAAAUGCAUUGAUCUCGCUAGAGAAAAGGAGCCAGACAUUUGGAAUGCCAUCAUAUUUGGAACUGUGCUCGAAAACGUGGUGUUUGAUGAACAUACCCGAGAAGUUGAUUAUACCGACAAAUCAGUCACAGAGAACACAAGGGCAGCUUACCCCAUUGAAUACAUUCCAAAUGCAAAAAUACCAUGUGUUGGCCCGCACCCAAGGAAUGUGAUUUUAUUGGCCUGUGAUGCAUUUGGGGUGCUUCCACCGGUGAGCAAACUGAGCCUGGCACAGACCAUGUAUCAUUUCAUCAGUGGUUACACUGCACUGGUGGCAGGCACAGAAGACGGUAUCAAAGAGCCACAGGCAACGUUCUCGGCUUGUUUCGGGGCUGCCUUUAUAAUGUUACAUCCAACUAAAUACGCAGCCAUGCUAGCUGAGAAGAUGCAGAAGCAUGGCGCCACGGGAUGGCUCGUAAACACUGGUUGGUCUGGUGGAAGGUACGGCCAAGGGAACCGCAUUAAGCUACCAUACACUAGGAAGAUCAUUGACGCAAUUCACUCUGGCCAGCUUUUGAACGCAACAUACAAGAGAACCGAAGUAUUCGGGCUCGAAAUUCCCAUUGAGAUCGACGGAGUGCCUUCAGAAAUCUUGGACCCCAUUAACACUUGGUCGGACAAGAAGGCGUACAAGGAUACGUUGCUUCAGCUGGGAGGUUUGUUCAAGAAGAACUUUGAGACAUUUACCAACUACAAGAUUGGGAAGGAUAACAAGCUGACAGAUGAGAUACUCGCAGCUGGGCCAAAUUUCUAAAGCGGAAGGCGAGAUGAAGCUUCUGCUAAAUGCUCUGGUAUGGUGCUUUUCGUUCGAUAAAAAUGUUCGUCUUUAGUUUGUGUGUACAAAUGGUGUCCGGUCCCUUCAGUGUUCUUCACCACCAAAUGAGAGUAAUAUCUCAUCCUGUUUAUUUACCUUUGUAUUUGGGGUUUAUAUAUAUCAAUAUAAGAUCCAUUCCUUUUCUAUUUA